CUCUAAUAGAUAUUGAAAAAUAUCUAAUUAAUUUUGAAAAAAGAUUGACUGAUUUUAAUCUUCCAAUGGCUGAUCAUGAUUUAGAAGGAAUAACUGAGGAAGAAAAAAAUAUAAAUGAUCGAAUCUUUAAUGAAGAACAUUAUUCAAUUAAUGAAAUAGAUGAAUUUUUAGCAAAUGAAA
Molecule: messenger RNA, 180 nt
Organism: Dentiscutata erythropus
Lineage: Eukaryota; Fungi; Glomeromycota; Glomeromycetes; Diversisporales; Gigasporaceae
Source: the annotation of a GenBank genome assembly